Messenger RNA from Stylonychia lemnae, 561 nucleotides. NCBI's taxonomy places the organism in Eukaryota, Ciliophora, Spirotrichea, Sporadotrichida, Oxytrichidae. The record is from the annotation of a GenBank genome assembly.
AUGUUUCUUCGGUGCUCAAUAGAUGUUGAGGAAUUUCUUAAAUUUGACAAAAAACUAAUGCCAUUUGAUCCAAAAAUAUUUGAGGAAAUGAAGCUAAGCUUCAAUGAGUAUUAUUAUGAUGCAGAAAAAUAUUAAGUCGAAAAAGCAGAAUAAAAGAUUGUACCUUUUGAAAGUGGAACAUCAGGAGUAUUCGAAAUUGAUUACCUCAUGUUUAACAGUACAGAUUCUAUAGUCUAGAUAUAUCCAGAAUUCCAAUAGUAAGCAUUUCCUAAGUUUGUCUCUGAAACAACUUUCGGUGAAAAUGUCACUAAUAAUGGUUUUUAGUAGUUCACACAUUAACAUUGCUUCAAUCGACAGUUGAAGAACUAUUUGGAAAAAGAACUUGUUAAGCAUAAUGAUAAAGAUACAAGAUAAGAUAUUUAGAGUAUCUACAGCUAUGAAAAUUUUCUAGAGAUUACUUAAGAGUUGAAAGAAAAUAAAGUGUAGUUAAAACAUCUUUAAAUUGAAAGAUAGUUAAUAGACCGCAACAUUGAAUCCUAGAUAACUUUCAGAAUUUGUUGA